This is a messenger RNA of Fusarium odoratissimum NRRL 54006, 1681 nucleotides long. RefSeq lists its product as uncharacterized. The transcript has 2 exons. Bases 1305 to 1658 code for a protein of 117 amino acids. NCBI's taxonomy places the organism in Eukaryota, Fungi, Ascomycota, Sordariomycetes, Hypocreales, Nectriaceae. The record is from RefSeq and is a predicted model, not a curated record.
CGAUUUUUAGUAUUCUUUCUUUUUUCCCUCUCUAUGUCAUGUUUUCCUAUGUCAUCAUAUGAUGUGAUACAUUACAUAUGACUUAUGCGAGGGCCCAUUUGCCAUUCUCAUGGUUGUGCACCUUAGACCUAUCAUGUCACGACCAACGAGUCUUGCCUAGAUGAAGCGGUCACGGAUCACGGACUGUGUCUAAUGCAUGUCGCAUGCCCGGAAAAUGUCAGGUUUGGCCUCAACAGUGUGGGUUGAGGGACAAGUAACGCAACAUGACACGAGGCCGAGACAAAGGUUUAGAUUUGCUCAGCUGAAGAUGAAACGAUCGAGCCAAUGACGAGGGGACAAAAAAGCGUUAGAGAUAUCCGAGUGGAUGUCUGAAACAUGUCGAAUAAGUAAGUGUUUGACGUCAAAUACUGGAGUUCAGUGACACAGAUGUAUCAAUGAUACGGAUUUGGGUUUUCAAUAUCAACUUUUGCAUGCCUCCACAGUUUACACAACAUGUCGAGCUUUGUCAACUAGCCGAUGAGCAAACUGACUUGGAUCUACCAAGCCAAGCAGCUUCGUCUUCAUACAUGAUUAGUUCCAUAACCUGCAGACAAAGCAACCACGGGCAGUUGGCUUCGGAGUGCUCUGUGGGGUUAGGGCAUGCAGGAUUCGAGAAGUGGUGAGGACGAUAUGCGAGGGUGGGGAAUCGACUGUCUCUCACUGCGGGAUAAGCAGUAGGGGAGAGGAAUAUCCCCGAAUGGCCUCAUGUGGCGGCGAGGCACGGAAGGAGAAGCAAGGGAUCACGGUGAAUCGAUCGGGAUCAAGGAGGGGGAGGGUUCUGUACCGUUGGGAAUGUUUAUGCCCACCAGACGCGACGUACGGUAGAGUGGCGGUCACUUGUGAUAUAUGCGAGGGAUAACAUAAAAGGUCUUUUGAAAAAGGUUUCACGGCGGAUCUGGGGAUGCUGAUUGGGUGCUGCCUUUGUUGACAGGUCGUGAAUCAGAUUUUGGACCUGCAUCUGCUUGGUCAGCUCGACUGCGAGGGCAGCGUUUGUGCAGUGAAAUGUUGUCAUGAUGCUCCAUAACAGACGCAUAAUGGAGUUGGCAUAUAGAUACCUAUCAUGGACACGAACGGAAUGGAAUUGAUCAUCUAUCUGUCGUCAGAUGGGAUGGCUCUAGUGUAGGACUCGACCCAGUUUAGCACCUGUAGGUAAGUAGUUUUUGAAGGGAAGCAAAGUUUAUGUUGAUGCGGGGGUCUUACUGAUUUGGUUUUUUCCUCGUCAACUUUCUUAUUUUACGUCUUCCCCCACUUGCUGGGUGGUCAAAAUGUCGGUGACUCGAUUGCCUGCCGUCGGUGUAGGUGAUGGAUGCACUUCUAUGUAUGUCAUCCCAAUCGCGAUGACUUCCCAGAUGGAUGGUGUAGGGUACUUCACAUCGACGGACGAGCGAUUCGUACCAUUCCAGCAAAUUCUGAGGCAGAGAGGUGGAAGAUGGUAUGGAGGCUUAUAUGCGAGUGAUGACGGUGCCAGAGAUGAUGCAAGGGCUGAUCUGCGACAUGGCUUACACGUGUUGGUCUUGGAUCUGGUCUGGAUAGAGUGGUUGUGGCUGUACGCUUUAUGCGAGGGCGCGCAUUUUAGAGUGUUUCGUGAGACAAAAGAUCUAGCCCUAACAUGCCAGUAGAUUGACGAUCGAUUCUGAUUGAG